This is a messenger RNA of Trichobilharzia szidati, 8244 nucleotides long. The record is from the annotation of a GenBank genome assembly. Lineage: Eukaryota; Metazoa; Platyhelminthes; Trematoda; Strigeidida; Schistosomatidae.
AUGAGUAGAAUAAUCGAAUCAGCAGUUAGGCGAAAUGAAUUCAGUGGAGUGGUACGCUUCUUUUUCCGUGGAGAUGACGGCAAAUAUCAGAGUAAAUGUUUACGCAUCACAAAUACAGCGACUGCACGACAACUAGUGAAUAUACUUGUAGAAAAAUUUCAUCCAGAUUUACGUAUGCUUACAGCUGGACGUUAUGCAAUCUAUGAAUAUCAUUCAAAUACUGGAGAGCGUCGUCUUGGAGCUGAUGAAGCACCUCUUCUAGUUCAAUUAGAUUGGACAGCUGAAAAUCAAGAAGGACGUUUUAUCCUGCGUGAUGAAUCUAAACCACAAACAAUACAACGCUUUGAUACAACACAUCAAAAUGGUUCGUUAACACCUGGUGCAAAAUUACGAGCAAGUAGUAAAAGUAUGCUGAAUGUUGACAAUCCUACAGAAGAUAAACACAGUCGUGGUUUUGUCCGUAGAUGGUCAUCAGGAUCACGAAAAAAACGGCGAAAAUCAAGUAAACAUCGAUCUGGCAACAUUGAUGGCGGUGGUGAUGGUGAGGACGAUGAUGCCUGUGAUGGAGUAGAACAAAUCCCUGAUACAACAUUCACACGAACCUUGUCUAAUCCAGAUGAAGUUCUGCGUCGAAGACGGCAACAACGUGUACAUAAUCGAAAUCAAGUGAUGGAAAUAGGCGAUGGGAGUAAAAAAGGCAGUUUGGUAAAGAUCUAUGGGAAUGCCUUGAAUCCAACUAUACCGUAUAUCCUACUACCAUUAUCUGUUCAUGAUACAUCAGAACAAAUUGUACAAUGGACAUUAGAAAAAUACAAUCUUAUUAAUCAUGUCGAUUCAAGAGAUUAUUGUUUAGUUAUGGUGAAUUUACCUGCACGUAGCAAUGGAAACAGCAGUGGAGCUGCUAAUGGUACUGAACGUCUACCUCAUGGCGUAGACAAAGAAAUCACCCUGCAUGAUAAAGAUUGUGUUCUGAAAUUCCGUGAAAUGAUUCGAUCCAAUUUUGGUGUAUCGAAUGUCAUACAAAUAAGACAUCGACAUAUACCUGGUAAAGAUGGAAAACGACCACCGCUACCACCUCCUGCUUAUCCACAUGUACCAGUUCAGCAUCAAGAUGUUCCUAAUUCUGGUACUGCUGCUGCUAAUACAGUUGUUCCAGUUCCCCUGAAUAAUUCCUCAAUUAACAAUGGUAAAGAGGCGGUAAGACAAUCACAGCUUAAAAGUCAACAGUUGGAUGAAAUGCCGUAUUUAAUUGAAGUGGUCAAUGACACAGAUCAUUCAGUACAUCCUAGAGGACUGACUAUUGAUUUAGCUGAUCUAUUUACAAGAGCGUAUACUUUACCUAUCAAACUUGGUACAGUGGAGAAUAUGGUUGGACCAUAUCCUAAUAUAUUAGUCGAUAAGAAUCAACAUCCUGACAUUCGACCAGUCCAUUGUACAUUUUGUGUUGUUAUAACUACAAACAGUCCACCAGUAACCACAACAUCCGCUUCUUCUUCUACAACACUGAACAAUCCACCAAAAUGGAAAUUACCUAAAGCUGGAUCAACAUUUGAUCUAGAAAAUUAUACAAAAUUCUCUUUACUUCUAACACCAUCAUUAGAUGGUUUUGCUAAGCCAGCUGGACCAGCGCUGAUUCGUGUCAAUGGUACACGUGUAACAGGUCCAAUUCUUAUCCCAGCGGAUGCAAUUAUACAACUAGGUAAAUCAUUAUAUCUGAAAUAUAUUCAACCAAUACAAAUUAAAUCGAAUCAGCCAGCGAAUAAUCAGAAUAAUAAUAAUAAUAAUAAUAUGCAAAUGAAUACAUCUCACUCACUCACAGCAUUUUCAUCAAAUCAACACAUGAAUACAUUGACCAAUAGGAAUAAAGAAAAACAGGCAACCUCGACAAAUGAUAAAAAUGAGGCACAACGAGUGAAACAGGAAUUAAAUUCAACUGGUGUACCGUCGAAAUCACAUCAUCAAUCCAAAUCCAACCUUCUAAGCGUAUCAACGAAAAGACAAGAUUCAGAAGAUCAUCAAAAUGGUCAGGUGAACACAUCGUCAUCUUCUUCUCCUUCUUCAGAUCAGCUGCCUUUAUCGAUUGAUUUAGAGAAUACCAAUGAAUCAACAGCUUUUGACACGCUGAUGGAUCAAUUCAUUCAUCUGCUCGAUCGUAUUCUACAAUGUGCUCAAUCUGAUCUAAUCACUGGACAUCGGUCAUCAUCACACAGAGAUGUUGUGAACACGGUGAAAAGUCGUUCAUUCCAUCUAGCGCCUGCAUAUGCAAUGUAUUUAACCUAUAGAGCGUGUAUUAAAAAGUUGAACGCAUCGAAUCAAUUCCAGCCAGUUGAACGAGAUCAUUAUAUUUCACAUUUAACAAAUUAUAUGGCUACUCGAAUAUAUGAGUCCGUACCAAAUUUCAAUCGUAACUCGAAUACUGAUCCCACAUUAAUCAAACCGCUAACUUAUUGGCUUGGCAAUAGUAGUGAACUGCUACACUUCUUUAAAAACGAUAUUGAUCUCUGUUCGUCGAAUCGAUCAAAAGGCUGGGAUCAAAAGAAUGACCGAAGUCAAACGGAUGGACUGCCAGCAUCAUCAUCAUCAUCUAUGGUUUGUAGAGAUGCUCUACAUAUUCUUGCUGAGACUGUUGACCAUUGUUUCUAUUAUCUACGUUCAGUUAUGACUGGUAUCCUGCAACCAUGGUUGAUGUGUUUAACAUAUCCGGGGGAUUUAGAUUUACAGGAUGACAUACUUCUCGACGAUAAACCGAUAGAUCCAACAGAAAGUUGGAAUAAGCAUAAAGAGCCAGUCAGUAUGCAAAUUAUUUUACAGUACUUCACCUACUUGAUGCAACAGCUGAGGAAGUCACGUGUUAACGCCGCAUUGACUUUCCAGUUAUACUCACAAUUAUUUCAUUUAAUCGGUGCGCAUAUAUUCAAUACAGUGUUAAUCGAUACAGAGGCUAAACCAAGGAAUGUGUUAAGUGAUGGUAAUUUAUGGUUGACACGACUUGGUGCAUCCCGAUUGAACAGGCGAUUGGAUAGGAUUAAAAGAUGGGCGCAUAAACAAGGUCUUGAACUGGCUGUUGAAUGUCGUCUACAACGAUGUACACAGGCGUGUCAGCUAAUUAUGGCUAAUCGUACAAAUUUGGAUGAAUUUUAUCAACAUUGUAUAAGUUUAAUAUCAUUGAAUAGUAUUCAACUGGAAUGGUUAUUAGCGCAUUUAUCCGACCCCCCACCUGUUCCUGAUGAAUGGAUUGAUUUGAUUGUAACUGGUGCUAAAGAGGUAAAUGAUCGUGCAUACGCUGAUGAAAUGGAGCAUUAUAUUAGUACAGGACAAUCAGAUUUACCGAUUUCUGAAUUACAGUUGAAUGAAUUAAAAGAACUCCCAAUUCCUUUAUUGCUCCCAGCUGACGGUUAUGCCUCAGAUGCUGUACUGACUGGUAUUCCUGAUGGUCUGUUAGAUUUUCUACGUCCACUGAUUAAAGACGGUUUGAUCAAGGUGAAAAAACAUCCGAUAACUAAUGGCCAGUUGGAAAAUCGACCAUGGACUAAUUGUAUGCGAUUAGCAAUGUAUGAAAAAGAACACGACAAUCGAAAUCAGCAUGUAGUACAGUCAAGACGACAAGGAACAUUACCGAAAUCUUAUCAAGAUCGUAAAAGUCCAAGCACCACUACAACUACUGUCAAUCUUAGUUGUAAUAACAAGUCAGAUAGACUAAAACAGCGAACACACAGCCACAGUGGUGAUCAUGCAGAUGAUUUAAGCCAUUCUUCCAACAGUCUAACAAGCAACACCGGCAGUAUCGACAGCAGUGGAAGUAAUUUCAAAGAAUUCUCCACACAAACAGUUCGUUAUCAACCGAGCAAGCCGAGUACACUACAGAAAUCAUUCAAUCCAUUGUUGUCAGCCAAUAAAGAAACAAGAACGCAUGCCUCAUUACCGGAUCUAAGUCAUGCGAGUUAUGAACAGCUGGCAAAAGACGCGAAUGUUCCAAUAAAAUCGAUUACACAAUUCUUUUUGAAAAAGUAUAAUAAUAGUUUAGGGUUGAGUAUAGUUGCAGCGAAGGCUGAAGGACAACGUCUUUAUGGAAUCUAUGUUAAAGAAAUUGUACCGAAUGGUGCAGCUGAUCGUGAUGGACGUCUAAAAACCGGCGAUCAAAUUCUAGCUAUCGGGAAUACAAGUCUAAUUGGUUGUGCUCAAUCAGAUGCUGUAGCGAAGAUCUCGAAACAAAGUAAACCAGACGAUGGUGUCCAACUGGUUAUUGCUAAAAAAGCAGCUCAAUUUCAUAAAAUUAUUGAAUUAAUUCGACCUACUAAUAACCAUAUCAGUAGUAGUAAUAGUAUGAAUAACAGUGGUGGGAAUAAUCAUGAUAAAAGGAGUACACAGGCUGAAAACAAGAAACACGACCUACGUGAUAUGCCCUAUUUUAAUCAGAGUCAACCAGAUCUUCGUAUCGAAAAUCAACAAAACCAGCCUUCUACAGACAAUCACUUGCGAAGUACAAUAGAUCAUAAAAAGUCGAACAGCACUGAUCAUCGACCUGUUUCUCAACGUCUUCGUCAUCAACAGCAUCCUCAGAACCCACCUCCACAACAACAACAACAACAACCGAAGCACAACACUAACACCCGUCCAAAUCAUCCUUCUGUAAAUAAAGCUAAGAGAUUGGAUCAGUCAAGACAGAAAAUCGGUUCUUUAAGUCGUUCUACGCCAUCGUUAAAUUUAGCUGAAAUUGGAAUGAAUGAUGAAGCAAGUGAACUAGAAGAUCAUGAUGGUUACAAAGAUGAUCAUCAGAAAUCAAGUAAACAACAUCCUUCAGGGAAACAACAUUCAUCAAGAAGUCGUACACAUUUCCCAGAGAAAAUCAAUAGGCCUCAGAGUGUAGAUGCUAGUCGACACCGUUCCCAGUCACGUUCCACACCAUCCUCUCCAUCAUCACUGAGUGAAACUACAUCCUCUGAAUCAGAUAUCAUUAUAAAUAAUCCCGAAGAAGAAGAAGAGAACGAACAUCAAAGACAUCAACCUAUACAGCAUCAAGAAGAAGAACAACAACAUCAACAUGGAUACAACGGUGGAUAUCGAAGGACACAGACUCCAACGGAAUCAUUAAAACAGCAUAAAAUCAGUAAACGGUCAACUGCUUCACCGUCAAUCUCCUCACAUCUUCUUCCACAAGAGAAUUUUCAUUCACAACCAAAUAUUUUAAAGAAAGCCUACCUGGAUAACACGGAUAAUUACGAUAAAAAUUCUCUAGUGAACAGUGAUGGCGCCGCCUAUCCACAAUAUCAUCAAGAGAAAUCUUUACAACCUAUUAUUAUGGCAGAAUCUAUAUCAAAUGAUUUUACAAGUUUAGAGUCCGUGAGCAGUGGUCAACAGACGGUUUGUAGUUUGAAUGAAUCCCAGCCAAUGACCGACGAUAAUCAUGAUAAAAUGCCGAAAUCCAAUAGUCAUGAAACUCGACGAGUUCGUCAUCAACCGCCGCCACCACCACCACCUCCCCCUCCGUCAACAUCCUCAACAGCUCCGCCUACAAAUUACUCUACAAAGAAUGAAAUGUUGACAACAAGGAAAGAUGCUCAAGGGAAUUGGAAACCUGCAUGGCGUGAAACAGACUUGGAUCGUUGUAAUGGUCAGGAAUUAAAUGUUGACAAUCAUAGUAAUAAUAAUAAUAAUAAUGGUGACAUUAAUGAAAGGAAUCAGCGUAGACUGAUGCAUAAUAAUAUUGACAGUGUGCCUUCUGUGGAUGAAAUUCAAGAGAAACAUGAAAUUUCAAGAAACAGUUCGCCAACAUUUUUCAAAAAUACUAACCAUAAUCCAACUGAGCAGAGCAUCUAUCUUCCACGUCCAUUUGAGAAUACUACCUCGUCUCGAAUAAUAAAUGAUCAGCCUGUUGAAGAAACACGACAGAAUAAUAAUACAAUAGCCACAAUUGGACAAUAUGACAGUUCAAAUGAAAAUCACUUGAAAGCUAAUAAUUUGUCAUCAUCAAUAGCUAGUUACCAUCAAAAUAAUUCUACGACAAAUUCAUUGAUGUAUGAAGAGGAACCAGCUUCAGAGGCGUUAAAACCACCUUCACAUGCUGUCGUAUCGAUUAAUCGAUGGAAUGAAGAGUCUAUGACGAUGGUCAGUGGACCAGUUGUACAAACAGAUCUUCCAAAUGUACAUAUAGAUCCUCAACGUGGUCGUAUCUCAACCAAGUCAUAUUCUACAAAUCAAACAACCAAUCCACUGAACAAUAAUCAACCUGUACAAUCAUAUACAUCGUCAACUGGUUAUUCUUCUAUGUCUAAUGAUAUUAUUAUACCGCCAACAAAAUCAUUUGUACAUCAGCGUAUUUCACAAUUCACAAAUGAUUAUCAGGACUUUGAUCCUCCUAAGUUGUCGACAACGACGUUAGCAGUCACAACAACUACAACAUCUGUACAAAAGUCAACCUAUCUAUCAUCUUCUUCAUAUUCUGGUGUAAAUAUGUCAUAUCCGGAUAGCAGACAUGUUAAUGGAGUUUAUCCAAUGGGCAAGGAAUCUUCAAAUCCUCUGUUGAGUCAAGAAGCUCACAACGCACAAACCUAUUCCAAGCCUAUAAAUACUCCAUCAUAUAUGCCUUCACCGCCUCCUGUACCAACAGCAGAAUACCCACAAUAUCAUCCUCCCGAGCGAUUGGAACCAGUUCACUGGUCAACCUAUAAACAUUGUUCGUCGAAUGAAGAAAGAACUAGCAAUUAUAAUAUUAAUAAUAGUAAUAGUAAUAUUAAUGAAAAGUCUUCAAGGAAUUUUAUGUCCCCACAGCCCUCUUCAACCAAUCUACCAUCCUCGAGACUACCAUUCGAACAGCCAAUAAUGAAUAAACCUGAUUCAGACAAUAAUUAUCAACCUUCCUUAUCAAAAUACUCGAACAGACCGAUUGUACACGCGUCUUCAUCACCUACAGGUGUUGGCGGCUCGGCUGCAAGUCGUGUUCUAGCUCUCCAAUCAGAAAUUGCAGAAUUAGAAGCACAACAACGUGUAGACAGUCGAUUGGAUUUAGGUCCAACAUUGGAUAGAUUACAUGUGGAGUUACAAUUUCAAAAACGUUUGGCAGAACGUGAAUCCAACUGUAAACUUUCGCUGAAUAAUACUUCUCGUACAAGUCCAGCAGUGGUAGCGAAUGAUACGAAAACUUAUAGUUUGCCUGAAAAGUCAAAUACACUGGAGUCGAUUCAUCCACAUCCUUCAUCGAUGUCAGUAACAAAUCAACCGUAUCGAAAGGAUUGGAUUCAUAAAAAGCAACAGGCUGAACAAGAACUUUUAGAAAAACAAAAUCAGAGAAUAUCUCAACUGGAAGAAGAACAUCGAGCAAUGUUAAUUCGACAAGAAUUACGAGCGAAAGAACGCAGUCAAUGGUUUGAACGGAAACAACAACAUCAACAGCCCCAGACCCAUAGUCCCUCCAAUCCGUCAACACUGAAAAUGAACAGUAAUGAUAAUGCGCAUGAUGAAUAUGAUGAUGAUGAUGCGAAAUCAUGGAAUUAUCAAACUUUAAGUCAAGUACCACUUAGACAGAAUUCUGAUGACAAUCUUUCUCAAGCAUCCAGUAGUCAAAAUCGUUAUGGACGACCAAGAUUUGAUGCAAAACAAGAAAUGCCAAAAUUCGUACCCUAUGCGAUGCCACAUCCAAUUCAAUCACGUCUAGGUCCACAAGUUAUUGAAAGCGAGUUAUCUCGUCUUCAUAGCACCACUGUUCCAGGCACGUCUACUGAUGGUAGUAUGCGUGUAAAAAAAUCUGUAUCGUUCGAUAAAAACUUGGAGACAAUAUCUGUUUACAGUCCACCUACAACACCUCAGGAUAGCCUGAUCGAAAAUUCUUCAACAAACAAGGUACGUAAUUCCAGCAGAACAACAACUGGACAAAAUUUAGCUGUGAAGAUUCCUCCACCAUCUAUGCCUUCGUAUAAAAAAUCCUUAAGUCCACCAAUUGGUUUUGAAACUGUUGAUGACAGUAGAACAAACGCCGCAGAGAAACAUAGUCAACAGGGUAGAACAACAAAUUCAAACACUGGCAUACCCAGAUCAGCGUCUCAGGGAAAGAUACCCCACCUGAAUAAUAACAACAAUAAUAACAAUAUGCCUAAUAUAACUGUCAAACCACCGCCUAAUGCAGAACUCCUACCAUUCAAAGAGAAAAUGCGUUUAUUUGCUCAACAAAUCGGUGAAGGUCCACCUAAAGAGCGUAUCAAAGCAUCUAGUCGUCAGAGAGAAUUACAGACUGCUAAUAAUCUCAAUUGA